Molecule: messenger RNA, 366 nt
Organism: Prunus armeniaca (apricot)
Lineage: Eukaryota; Viridiplantae; Streptophyta; Magnoliopsida; Rosales; Rosaceae
Source: the annotation of a GenBank genome assembly
AUGGUCACAAUGGCCAACAAGGCCAGGACCAGUCUUCUAUCAAUGAUCUUGUGCAGCACAACAGAAUUAGAAGGUUAUGAAGAGUAUGGUCCAUAUGAAGAGUAUGUAGUACAAUCGGAAAUAGCCCAGGUUUCGGAUGAUACGUACCGCGGCAGCUUCGGGGGUUGCGGGGAUGUUGAAGGGGAAGAGGAGCUUGAAGUCGUUGCGGGUUUUUCUGGUGUGUCUUUUGGUUCAUGGGGAUGUGUAGUUGUUGGAAGUGUUGAUGUUGAGGUGGUGGAUGGCCUUUGCAUGGUGCCCAUAGCUAGCCAUAUGGUGUAUAAUAAUUUGAAUGAAGGGUUUUGGAAAGAAGUAGUUGUUGAUGUUUAG